Molecule: messenger RNA, 2497 nt
Organism: Impatiens glandulifera
Lineage: Eukaryota; Viridiplantae; Streptophyta; Magnoliopsida; Ericales; Balsaminaceae
Product: calmodulin-binding receptor kinase CaMRLK
Exons: 2
Coding region: 189-2255 (688 amino acids)
Biological process (GO): protein phosphorylation
Molecular function (GO): protein binding; ATP binding; protein kinase activity
Source: RefSeq, a predicted model, not a curated record
AUUCCUCUUUCUUUCUCUCUCACGCACUCACACACAACAGGUUCUUUCCCACUACAUCAUUGCAGACAAAUCUUAAAAAGUGCCCUCAACUUAAAAAGCAUCUCUCUCUCUCUUUUCUCUUUCAAACUAUAGCAUGGAAUUAGCAGGCACAACCAGAAGAAGAAGUUAAAGUUGAAAAACCUCAUAGAAUGAUGGAGAUCUUCAUUAUCAUCAUUUCACUACUUUUCGCACCAGUAGUAUUAGUAGUACAGUCUUCUUCCCUUACCUGUAACACCAGCACCGACCAUGCAUUUCUCUCCAAGGCAUUCAGCUCUGUUUCCGGUUUCAACUCUUCCUGGCUCCGACCACCCUCAUCUCCUUCGUCGACUGUUAACCUCAGCUGCCCAAAUCCUCCAAUCACAUCCCUCAAUCUCUCCUCCAGAAACCUCACCGGACUUAUCUCAUGGAGGUUCCUCAGAAACAUAUCACAUCUUCAAACCAUUGACAUCUCUAACAAUUCUCUUCAAGGCUCUGUUCCAGGUUGGUUCUGGUCUCUUCAGACAUUACUCCAUGUUAAUCUCUCUAAAAAUAGGUUCGGAGGGACCAUCGGUAUUCAACCCAUUUCUAAAAAGUUUCCAUUUUUAUCAUCAAUUCAGACUAUCAACAUUUCCUCCAACAGGUUCACCAAUUUGGCAUCAUUCUCUAUGUUUUCUAACUUGACAGUGAUUGACCUCUCUCAUAAUGAUCUUAGGCAAUUGCCUUCUGGGGUUUCUAAUUUGACCAAGCUUCAAUAUCUUGACGUCUCCAAUUGUAAUAUUUCAGGGAGCCCUAAACCCAUUUCUGGUCUUCAAUUGCUCCAACACUUGGAUUUAUCCAAUAACAAAAUGAAUGGCUCUUUUCCAAAUGAUUUCCCUCCAAUUUCCACCUUGAAAUAUUUGAACAUCUCAUUCAAUAAUUUCUCAGGAAUCUUAAGUCCCGAUUUUGAAAGAAAAUUCGGUAACUCUUCGUUUAGUCUUGCUGGAAAUCUCUUAAACCCGCCGAAUAGAACGGUAGUUUUAAACCAAGAAAAACAAAAACCUCAAUUAAAGAGUAAUUCCAGUACUCUCCCGCCUCACAAAACCCCUCAUUUUCAAAAACCCAUUCACAGUAGCGCCAGAAAACAAAAACCCAGAUCAAAGAAGAAGACUUUAAUCCUCGCGAUCAUAAUUGCAUCAUCUGGCUUCGCCGCCAUUGGUAUACUUUCCUGCGGAUGUUGCAUGUACAAACGGGAGAAAGCUAGAAGGAACAAAUGGUCGAUCUCUCAGCCGAUUCAAAUUCCUUUCAAGUUCGAUAAGUCAGGGCCGUUCUCAUUCGAGACAGAAUCGGGAAAUUCCUGGGUGGCGGAAAUCAAAGAACCGUCCUCAGCUGCGGUGGUGAUGUUCGAGAAGCCAUUGAUGAGUUUGACUUUCAGAGACUUGAUCUCUGCAACGGCGGGAUUCAGCAGGGAAUCGUUGCUGGCGGAGGGAAGAUGUGGACCCGUGUACAGAGCAGUACUGCCAGGCGAUCUCCAUGUAGCGAUCAAGGUCCUGGAACAAAAGAGAGCCGUUGAUUCAGACCAGACCAUGGCAAUGUUUGAACGGCUCACAAAGCUCAGACACCCCAAUCUCCUGCCCAUCUCUGGCUACUGCAUUGCAGGAAAGGAGAAGCUAGUGUUAUACGAGUUCAUGCCGAACGGCGACCUUCGCCGGUGGCUUCACGAUCUCCCGGCCGGACCUCCACCCGACGUCGAGGAUUGGAGUAUGGACACAUGGGAUAAAGCCGGUCCAGACUUCCACUCCCCUGAAAAGAUGGACUGGCUGACGCGCCACCGUAUAGCCGUCGGAGUUGCCCGUGGGCUCGCUUUUCUCCACCAUGCCGGGUCACGACCCGUCAUCCAUGGUCACUUGAUUCCUUCGAACAUCCUGCUGGCAGACAACUCCGAGCCUCGAAUAUCGGAUUUUGGGUUCAACGAUGUGGGUUCCACCGAGGCUGACGUGUAUAGCUUUGGGGCGGUGUUGGUUGAGUUGGUGACUGGUAAACCAGGUUCGGAUGAGAGAGUGGGGUUGGUUAGGAGGAUGGUGAAGGAAGGAGUUGGAGAGAAAGCGGUUGACCCGAGGCUGAUGAGAAGAGGAGAGAAUUCGGUUAGUAAGAUGGUUGAGUUUCUUAGGGUUGGGUAUUUGUGUACGGCGGAGACGGCGGAGAAGAGACCGACAAUGCAACAAGUGGUUGGUAUGCUAAACGACAUACAGUAUCCAUAAUUUCAGUCACGUGUGUGUGGACCAGGACUGAGUUAACUCAACUCAGUGGUUUGGAUGAGUUUGACACGGUCAGAGACUUGGUGGGAAUUGGGGACUGAUGAUUAGUGUGUGUUUGGUUGAACAAUCUAUAGCAAUGAGAAAAAAAAGGGAGUCUUCUUAAAAAGUUUAAUGAAUUAGUAGUAGUAUUUCUUUCUUUACGAAUGGAAUCUUCUUCUUUAGUUUAGUUGAAUUUUCUUUUUCUU